Molecule: messenger RNA, 1827 nt
Organism: Neurospora tetrasperma FGSC 2508
Lineage: Eukaryota; Fungi; Ascomycota; Sordariomycetes; Sordariales; Sordariaceae
Exons: 3
Coding region: 571-1704 (377 amino acids)
Biological process (GO): DNA damage checkpoint signaling; DNA repair
Cellular component (GO): checkpoint clamp complex
Source: RefSeq, a predicted model, not a curated record
CUCUCAGCGAACUCCCGUCUGAAUCUUGAAUCUUCGUUGUCCAUGUGCCCUUGGAUGUCCAGAUCCUGAGCUUCAGCUUGAUUCGUACAAUCUCCUACUCUCCUCAAUUACCAAUUGUUUCCCAGACUAAAUGGAUUCACCAUUGAUCGAGGUCUGGCACGCCGCGUCUGGCAGCCCGUUUCUUCCCACUGUUGGCAAAGGCACACAGUUCUUCGUUGCUUCCCUCCUCCUCCUCAUCGGCUUUAGUUUGACUGGCGCCUUUACUCUCAACCGGUCCAUCGUCAAUCUACUUCUCUUGGGCAUCCCGGCUUCUUUGGCCUUUGCAUUCGGUGUUGUUUACAUGUUCUGCGCGGUCGGAGUUUACGUUUAAUAUCGAGAUACCCUGGAGAUCAAUAAAAGAAGAAGAAGAAGAAGAGAGCAGUCUCCUCGCCCUACGGACUCCGCGGGAUUCUGUACAAUACAUAGAGUCAUUUACCAAAAAGCAAGCCGAUUUCUGAACAUCAUACGCAUCACACGCCAUCUUUUCCUUUACACUUAUAACACACAUCUUCGGCAUCACUUGCCAGCAACAUGUCACAACCGACUCAAGACGCCGGCCCUCCCUUGUUCAGGGCAGUCGCCAGCUCCACGCGCCCGCUCUACCAGCUACUGAAAGCAGUCGGCUUUACCAACAAGAUCCACGUCGAAAUCACCCCCGAGGGCCUCAGAUUCAGCGCCGAUCAUGCCCGCGUCAUGCAAGGCGCCGCCCACUGGAACAAGAACCUCUUCGCCAGCUACACCACCAACCUCCCGCCAGCUGCGGGUAAUGGCGAUGACGACGACCCCGAACCCGAGCCCGUCUCCUUCCAAAUCUCCCUCCCCGCCUUUCUCGAGACUCUCCAAAUCUUCGGCGUCGCCGAUGUCGCCGCCCGCCAAGCCCGCUCCGACAUCGACCCCCUCGUGCGCGGCAACCCGCGCAUGAACCACCAGCACCGCGGCGGUAAUGGAUCAGACGCCUUCAGCCACCACACCUUGCACGGCGGCGGGUUCGCCUCCUCUUCCAACGGCACCUGCAUCCUCAGCUACCCCUCCGACGGCGGGCCGUUCAGCAUCAUUCUCGAAGAAGCCGGGGUCAAGACGACCUGCAACUUGACCACCUACCUACCCGAGAUGCCGGAGGAUAUACCCUUUGAUAUCGACGACCUCUCCUUCAAGGUGAUCAUGCAAGCGCGCUACUUGCUCGACGCGUUGGCGGAGGUGGGCAGCAUCAACCCGGAGCGGCUGACGAUUGUGGUCUCGCGCAAGGAGCCAUAUCUGCGGUUCAGAACGUCCGGAAGCCACAGUGGUGCGGGAGGGCCGGGGGUGGAGAGCACGGUGGAUUUUAGGCGUGGAAGGGAUCUGUUGGAGACAUUCUCGGUCAGGGCGGUGGAACGGGCUAAAGGAGAGAGGAGAUGGAGCCAGACAUUCAAGUUUGACACGAUCAAGGCAGCGACGGAGGCAAUGAGGAUUGCGAGCAAGGUUAGCUUGAGGGGUGAUGGGCAGGGUGUGUUGAGCAUGCAGUUUAUGGUGGAGGUGGAAGGUGCUGGGGGUGCGGGCGGGGGUGUCCCGGGAGGAGGAGCUGGUUUGAGUUUCUUGGAUUUUCGGUUCGUGCCGUAUGCAACGGAUGGGAAUGAGGAGACCGAUACUGAAGGGGAGGGUAAUGAUGUUGACAUGAAUGAGGCAUGAGGUUUCGUAGAUAAAAAGUGUCAGUGAUGCGUGGUGAUAUUCAAAUCGAGGUUAUACCUAUGUACUUGGUUGAGCGUUACCAAAUGUCGCAGGAUCUAGUAGUAUACAUCAGUUGCGCGUCGG